ACCCGCAAAAAAUUAAAACCAUGUUCCAUUACAGAGAGAGCACAUGGUUUCUUUCCCUCUGUUCACUUUUGUUCUUUUUCAGACAAGUGUUAUCUGAAAACUUGCUUGCAUAACAAGAACUGUCUCUUCAACUACAUGAAAGGGUCCCGAAUCAAAACCUAUAUAAGACCCUGUCCGUGAGUGCAGAUCCACACUGCAGUAGAAAGCCACAUUUCUUUACAAACUUCUUAUCAAAAGUACUAUCGAUCAUUUGGGUGAUUACUAAAGCUGAAGAAUGAGCAGUGAGGGAGAGAUUGUGUUCACGGAGGAGCAAGAGGCUCUUGUGGUCAAGUCAUGGAGUGCCAUGAAGAAGAAUUCAGCCGAAUUGGGUCUUAAAUUCUUCUUGAAGUAAGCUCUAAUCCACAGUUGAUUAAAAGCGAUGGAAUUCUAAUCUGAGCAAAAUCCAAAGCUCAAGCCACAUGCCAUGUCUGUCUUUGUCAUGUGUUGUGAUUCAGCGGCACAACUGAGAAAAACAGGGAAAGUCACUGUAAAGGAGACAACUUUGAAGAGGCUUGGCGCGACUCAUUCAAGAUACGGUGUUGUCGAUGAACACUUUGAGGUAACAAAGUAUGCGUUGUUGGAGACGAUAAAAGAGGCGGUGCCGGAGAUGUGGUCUCCGGCGAUGAAGUCAGCAUGGGCUGAAGCAUAUGAUCAUCUUGUCUCUGCCAUUAAAGCUGAAAUGAAGCUUUCUCAGUAAUCAUUCACAAUCUGUUAUUACCAUAUCUGAAAAUUUCACUGUUUUGUUAUAAUUUGUGUUUGUGAUUUGAAUGUCGAGUUGAAUUUGUUGUAAUAUUUUGAAAAAAUAAAAAUUCUGUAACA
This is a messenger RNA of Tarenaya hassleriana, 858 nucleotides long. Its product is annotated as non-symbiotic hemoglobin 1. Gene Ontology annotation, molecular function: heme binding; oxygen binding. Lineage: Eukaryota; Viridiplantae; Streptophyta; Magnoliopsida; Brassicales; Cleomaceae. The transcript is spliced from 4 exons. The record is from RefSeq and is a predicted model, not a curated record.